UUAGAGGGAUGCGCACUUCUCUCAGUCUCGUCUCCUCACGGAGUGGACAGUUGCUAAUUGAGCGAGUCCUCUAACGAAAUCAAUGCUAGAGCGUGCUGGUAUUUUUUAACCGCUGCACUUCAUUCUGACCAAGCGUCAUAGAAACCUGACUACCAUAAUCACCCCAGUGUUUGUCUAUUACAAUUCAUUGUUGCAUUAUUCAACAGCUGUUAGCAAGAAUCUGGGUUUGUGAGAUCUAAGUAUGGUCACCCUGUUUACUUAAAUCCUAUAAAUAUGAGUGUGGAGGGAGAUGAAACUGAAUUUAAAUAGCGGGACACAAACUACAAGAAAAGGCUUUUUCCUUCCCGGAGUUUGCUAAUGACGGAUAGAUACUGCUAAUGUCGUAACAGCAGUCUAAUAUUUGAUGUCCAUCUCAGCAUGAUUCUUGCACGUGGACUUGUGAUUCUGACGGGAAUAUAUACGCUUCAUUUCUCACAAGGAAUCAACAACACGGUGAAAUUGGCGGUGCUACUUCCUGGGGAAGGGAAGUUCCCUUUCGUGAAACAUAAAGUUCUCCCCGCAAUAGAGAUAGCCGUGAAAAAAGUAGAAACUCGCCAGUAUCUUCCGAAUCAUCACAUAAUUAUUAAUUACCGAGACGAUGAGUGUUCGGAGACCAUGGGUCCUUUACGGGCGAUUGACCUCUAUGUUGAGAAGGACGUGGACGUCUACCUGGGUCCCUGCUGUGACUUCGCCGUGGCUCCUGUCGCCCGUUUCUCACCUUACUGGAACAUCCCCGUCAUAUCCGCCGGGGCUUUUGUCCAGGCUUUCUCCGACAAAAAGAAUGAAUACAAGUUACUUACCCGUAUGUUAACGACGUACGGAAAGAUGGCUGAAGUAGUGUUUGAAGUCAUCCAAACGUUUAACUGGACCACCGUCGGUCUCUUGUUUCAUAACAAUGUCGUUAACCGAGAGAGGAGUAAAAGCACAGAAUUUUUCACUAUGGAAGCUAUUUUUCACAGAUUUAAAAAAAAUGCAUCCGAACCUUGGUAUAAAAUGUUUGAUGAGGGAGUAAAAAGCUCUUACAAUAUACAGUCCCUACUUGAGGAAGCAUCUGCAAAUACCCGCAUUGUGGUACUGUGUGCCUCGGCAGAUUCAGUCAGAGAGAUCAUGAUAAAAGCCAACGAACUCAACUUUGAUAACGGAGAAUAUGUCUUCCUCAACAUUGACCUAUUUAGCAGUAAAGAAGAUAGUGAGAAACCCUGGUACAGGGAGAACGACACCCUGGACCGAAACCAGAAGGCAAGGAAAGCCUACGAGGCCCUGAUGACGGUAACUCUACGGAAACCAACGAGUCCAGCCUACCGAGGCUUCUCCGAGGAAGUCAAAAAGCGAGCCGGAAACGACAGCUUCACUUACGGCGAGGAUGAGGUGAACAGUUUUGUUGGUGCAUUUCACGACGCUGUGAUACUUUAUGCUCUCGCCCUUAAUGAGACUCUUGCCAACAACCGCUCCAUUACAAAUGGCACAGAAAUCACCCAUCGGAUGUGGAACAGAACAUUUGAAGGUAUCACCGGAACUGUCAGCAUUGAUGUUAAUGGCGACAGAAAUGCCGACUAUUCUCUACUGGACAUGAACCCGACGACUGGAAAAUUUGAGGUGGUGGCUAAUUAUUUUGGUAAAGACAAAAAGUAUAUGCCGGUCCGUAAGAAGAAAAUACACUGGGCUGGAAACAGGAAAUCAGCGCCCCCGGAUACACCCAAGUGUGGAUUUGACGGCGCCAAAUGCCCUCCUGAAAAGCCUUUCCCGGAGUAUGGUAUUGUGAUCAUAGUUUUGGGUACUCUGCUUGUAAUAGUCCUUGUGGCCGCUUUCUUUAUAUACAGACAUAUAAAGCUUGAAGCAGAAUUGGCGGAGAUGAAUUGGCGCGUGCGUUGGGAUGAUAUCAUGUUCGGCACCAUGGAGAACGACCGAAAAAUGAGGCGUCAAGGCAGCAACCUCAGUUUGACCAGGCGGAACUCCGUGACUAGCGACUGCUCUGGUGACACAAUAGCUGUCCAUCUUAGUGACGUGGCCCAGAGACAACUGUACACAAAAACGGGAUACUACAAGGGCGCCAUUGUGGCGAUCAAAAGAAUCAACCGAAGUAGCAUUAACAUUAAUAAACCAUUGUUAAUGGCGGUAAAACGGGUUAAAGAUUUGCAGAAUGACCACAUUGUGCGAUUUCUAGGGGCAUGUAUUGAUCCGCCAAAUAUGUGUAUUGUCACCGAGUAUUGCCAGAAAGGAAGUCUACAGGAUGUUCUGGAAAAUGAACAAAUUAAACUGGACUGGAUGUUCCGAUAUUCACUCAUGCAAGACAUUCUUCGGGGUAUGUCCUACCUUCAUAGUAGUGAAAUUCGUUCCCAUGGUAACCUUAAGAGUACUAACUGUGUGGUGGAUGGUAGAUUUGUUUUGAAAAUCACGGACUUUGGUCUACAUGCCUUAAGGACGCCUGACCCGGAUGUGGAAGAGGGCUCUUAUGCCUACUACAGAAGUUUCCUUUGGACGGCACCGGAAUUAUUGCGCAUGCACCAAAGACCACCGGAAGGGACACAGAAAGGAGACGUAUACAGCUUUGCCAUUAUAUGUCAGGAGAUCGUAUACAGAAUGGGAGUGUUUUACCUAAGUAACUUUGACUUGGGACCCUCAGAGAUUUAUGAAAAAGUAAAGAAUGGAAUAAAACCAUAUUUCCGACCAUCAUUAGAGGAGUGUGAUUGUCCUUGUGACGAACUUGCUGACGUCAUUAGACGUUGUUGGGCGGAGGAUCCAAUGGAGCGACCAGAUUUUCAGGCCCUGAAAUCCAUAAUCAGAAAAUUAAAUAAAGAUGGGGAUAAGGGCAAUAUCCUUGACAACUUACUGUCCCGGAUGGAGCAAUACGCCAACAACUUGGAGGCGCUGGUGCAGGAGAGGACGGCCGACUACCUAGAGCAGAAGAAAAAGGCCGAGGAUCUCUUAUAUUUAAUGCUUCCGAAGUCCGUAGCUUGGCAGUUAAUUCGUGGGGAGUCUGUUGCUGCGGAGAAUUUUGAAUGUGUGACUAUUUACUUUAGUGAUAUUUGUGGCUUUACUGCCAUGUCUUCAGAAUCCACACCAUUCCAGGUUGUUGAUUUGUUAAAUGAUCUCUAUACAACGUUUGACACCGUUAUUGAGAAAUUUGAUGUAUACAAGGUUGAAACAAUAGGUGAUGCUUACAUGGUGGUGUCUGGCUUACCCACAAGAAAUGGAAAUUUACAUGCACGUGAAAUUUCGAGAAUGGCAUUAAAUCUUUUAAACGAAACUUUGUCUUUCAAAAUACGACACAGACCAAAAGAACAGUUAAAGCUCCGUAUUGGAAUUCAUUCAGGGUCCGUGUGCGCCGGUGUGGUGGGGAUGAAGAUGCCCCGGUACUGUUUGUUUGGAGAUACUGUCAACACAGCCUCUAGAAUGGAGUCCAAUGGACUACCCCUGAGGAUCCACGUGAGUCCGGAUACAAAGAAAAUACUGGACACGUUUGGAACGUUUGAGUUGGAACUAAGAGGACCUGUUGAAAUGAAGGGUAAAGGUACGAUAACGACGUACUGGUUGACAGGGGAGCGUGUGGCACCCGUGACGUCGGUUACUGACACAAUGAAGGUAGAAAAUCCUCCAAGUUACGAUAAUUGCAUCUCUGAAAAGUGACAACAGGAAUGAAACAUUUGAAGAAGUACUUUUUUGACUGUAACGUCAUAAAAAAAAUUACGUCAUGUGCAUAACCCUGAAUGAGAGACAUCAAAGUCGCUUACUCGGCUCUCAGAACCAAUCAAAUUGUGAUAUUUUCCAUGACGUCAUGCGUCGCGCUUGAUGCUGAUUCACCACAAUCGCUAUCAUCCGGGAACCCAAAUGUCUCAACCAAUUAAAUGAUGCAAUAUGGCCACCGACCACAGCGUCAUUUACGUGCUUAUUUGUGAAUUGUUAUUUAUUGAAUAAGAUUUUAUCUUGUCUUUUUAUUAAAUUAUGUAUAGUAUUUGUUGUACUACAAUGUGGAUGAACUUUAUGAUAUACACAUAGGAUUUUUAUUUAUUUAUUGUGAUUGUUUUAUAGACAUUUUAUUGAGAAUACAAGGGUGAUUCAAUGAUAGUAGGCCCUUCAUUAUGUAAAAUGCUUAUGUGUUUUAUUGAAGCCCCUUCACUCGUCGACAGUUUGAAAGGUUGCUUAAUAGAAUUCUGUGUUUAAAAUACAUUAUUGUUUCGUUGCUGUUCAGAGAGUAUGUCACGGUUACCGGAAAAAAGUACUUUUAUUAUUAUAUUCAAGUUGUAGGAUUUCUUCAAAUUGAGACACCAGAUUUGUUUCUUCUUUUUUAUGACACUAGUAUUUUACAUGAACUCCUUUGAGCUCCUGUAUACAUACUGUGUAUGAGUGGAAUUCCAUAUAUACUGCUGAAUUAUGAAAACAACGCUGAAAUACUGUAUCUGUGGUCACAUGUUUAUGCCUACUGCUCAUCAUACUUUGAAGAAAAUUUUUUUAGAUAAAACGCCUCCCUAGAUUAAUUUUUAAAAAGAUUACUCUAUCUUCCCAAAGUGACGAUUUAUUAUAACUGAUAUUAAAAAUAUUUUGUUAUUAAUAAUUGAGUACGUUUUGACGUUUCGGUUGUUAACUUCAAUGUAUGCAGUUUUACGUUUUAUUCUAUAACUAAUUUGC
Saccostrea echinata is the source of this 4665-nucleotide messenger RNA. Its product is annotated as atrial natriuretic peptide receptor 1-like. Gene Ontology annotation, cellular component: membrane. The transcript is spliced from 21 exons. NCBI's taxonomy places the organism in Eukaryota, Metazoa, Mollusca, Bivalvia, Ostreida, Ostreidae. Gene Ontology annotation, molecular function: guanylate cyclase activity; ATP binding; peptide receptor activity. The coding region runs from base 418 to 3666 and encodes 1082 amino acids. The record is from RefSeq and is a predicted model, not a curated record. Gene Ontology annotation, biological process: intracellular signal transduction; cGMP biosynthetic process; protein phosphorylation.